Molecule: messenger RNA, 2666 nt
Organism: Betta splendens (Siamese fighting fish)
Lineage: Eukaryota; Metazoa; Chordata; Actinopteri; Anabantiformes; Osphronemidae
Gene: p3h3
Product: prolyl 3-hydroxylase 3
Exons: 18
Coding region: 1-2412 (803 amino acids)
Biological process (GO): collagen metabolic process
Cellular component (GO): endoplasmic reticulum
Molecular function (GO): procollagen-proline 3-dioxygenase activity; L-ascorbic acid binding; protein binding
Source: RefSeq, a predicted model, not a curated record
AUGAACCCUGAGCUGCUGCCUUGUGUUGAGGGAAGGCCAAGCGCACGCCAACGGCAGCGGCCCGUUACCGUAAUGUCGGUCAUAGAGUGCGAGCCAUUGGAAGCAUCUUCGCUCCCUGACGUGCCCCUAGUCCCUCCUCCUCCUCCUCCUCCUCCUCCUCUCGCUCCUGCUCCUGCUCCUGCAGGCUUCGUGUCUGGGACCAUGGCGCUGCGCUCGGACCACUCCACUGUAUACGUGGCGUUUCAUUUUCUCAUCCUGGCGUCUAUUAACGUCGCCUCGGUGGCUCCGGAUGGAGGCAGCUCCGCCGCCGUGUCCCUCUUGCAGCCCUAUGACUUUUUGUAUUACAGCGGGGUGCGUGCGUACUUUGGUGAGGAGUGGGGGAAGGCUGCGGAGCUGCUGGAGAAAUCCCUCCUGACCAAGGAAGCGCUGCUCAGAGUGCGCCGGCGGUGUCACGAUGAGUGCGAGGCAGCGGGGAGAGAAGCGCUCGGCAAACUGGAUUCUGAAGAGGGGAGUCUGUGGGAUCUGUGGGCCUUGGACUGGGUGCAGCAGAGGGCUGAGUGUUUGAGGUUCUGCGUGGGACAGUCCGUCACGCCGGUGGCCCAGCUCCCAGUUUCCAGCGACAUAGAGUUCGAAUUCAGCUCUCGCAACCCCUACAACUUCCUACAGGUCACAUACUACAAGCUGGAGAAGCUGCAGAGGGCGGCGGCGGCGGCUCACACCUACUUCGUGGCCAACCCCAACCACCUGGAGAUGAGGAACAACAUCGAGAAGUACAGGCGGAUGAAAGGAGUGAGCGAGGACGCCUUCCAGGACAGAGAGCUGGCGAGCGAGAGGCACUGGGCCCUGUACGACGCCGCGCUGCAGGCCGAGGCCCUGUCCGACUGGGCCCAGGCGGCGGAGCAGUGGGGGGCGUGCGUGAGCGAGACCCUGCGGCAGACGGACGAGUGCCGGGUGCAGUGCGAGGUGGCGUCCCGGCCGCUGCCCGAGGACAGGGGCGUGGACGGCGUGGACGGGGCGUACGAGAAAGCAGCAGCCCUCACCCUGAGCCUGCUCGCGUGCCGCCAGGCCUGCGUGACCCAAGUAUCCACGAGGCCCGGGCGCAUUUCUGCUCAAGAGGACUGCCUGCCCACGCAGCUGGAACAUCUGCACAUAGCGCAGUUUAAAGCUGGGGACGUUAGUGGAGCUCUACAGACUCUGCACUCCCUCCUGCUUUUUUACCCCACGGACAAGGAUUCCUUGGACAACCUGCAGCUCUACUAUGAGACACUAGGAGGAGACACAGAGCCACAAGUCACGCCGCCUGCUCCGGAGAUUUCUAGAUACGUCAGCCGCUCCCUGCAGGAGAAAAAGCUUCUCUAUUUCGGCGUGGAGAACUUUGAUUUCAGCUUCAGCGACCCAGAUCUCUGGACCCCAGAGGACGUCGUACCCGACUCACUGAGGGCGACGUGGAGGGCUGAGAAAGAGAAAAUGCUUGAAAAGAUGAAGGUGGGAGAGGAGCAGGAGGAAGUGGACGACAGCGGCUUUUUUGCAGGCGGUCCAGUGCAGCGGCUGGGCGUGACCAUCGCCAUGGACGACGAGGUUCUGAACGGGACCAACCGCGUCGUGCUCGACGGGGUCACGACCGAGCAGGAGUGCGACAGAAUCCUGCUCUUGGCGACGGCUGCGGCAUCGGCCGGAGACGGUUACCAAGGGCGACGGUCUCCGCACACACCUCACGAGACGUUCGAGGGCCUGACUGUGCUCCGGGCCACAAAGCUGGCUCAGGACGGCCUCCUGAAUGAAACAGAUGCCAGGCUGCUGCACGAGCUGGGCGAGAGAGCGAAAGCCCUGCUGCACUCCUACUUCAGGAGCCCGUCGGGACUCUUUAUCUCCUUCACGCACCUGGUGUGUCGCACUGCUGUCGCAGGAGACCAGCAGGGCAGGUUGGACCUGUCGCACCCUGUUCAUGUUGACAACUGUCUCCUUGAGCCAGAGACCAAGCAGUGCUGGAAGGAGCCUCCAGCCUUCACGCACAGGGAUCUCAGUGCUAUUCUCUACCUGAAUGACAACUUUGACGGCGGAGAGUUGUUUUUCACCAACAGAGAUGCCAAAACCGUUACAGCCCGGGUGAGACCCGGCUGUGGCCGGCUGGUGGGCUUCUCCUCGGGCCCGGUGAACCCCCACGGCGUGACCGCCGUGACGUCCGGCCGCCGCUGCGCCCUGGCGCUGUGGUUCACCAAGGAGCGGCUCUACAGGGACAUGGAGCGCGAGGAGGCGGAGGCGCUGUGGGCCGCCGAUGGAAAGAGUGUGGUGAAGAAGGACGAGGCGGAGGCGGAGGGCGGCGCCGCCGCCGCCAGGAACGCUCGGAGCCAGGCCUCGAAGGAGAGGAGCCGAGGGAGAGGCCGGGUGACGGGGGGCAAGGACGAGCUGUGAGGCCCGGUCCGAGCCCAGAACCUGGAAGUGGACUCGCUUCUCAUCUGCUGCCUCCACGGACACUCCUCGAGUUUCCAAACUACCGUGCUGCCGUUUUCUGUGAAGUUUUGUGUGUAUAUAAGCGGUGCUGUAUUUAUAAUGUAUGUGAUAACGCUUUAUGUUAAACUGGGUGCUUUGUUUUGGUAGUUUUUUUUUUAAUUUGUGCCACUUUUUUGAAGGAAGCGAAUAAAAAAAGCCGUGAGCGAGACUUUUUA